ACACGUUGCUUUACGACCCACCAUUAAACCAGAGAAGAAGAACCAGAACCCACUGUGAGUGCGCAUGCGCUUCACAUAUUUUCACUGCAGCUUUUUUCCUUUUCCACCAAAAAAAAAAAACAACAACAACAAAAACAACUCCCCCCGCUGUGUUUGUCGCUGUAUGGACAGAUACAUGAGGCCUCCAAACACGUCUUUGUUUGUCAGGAACAUCUCCGAUGAGUCCAGAAAAUGUAAAAGCAUCCAGUUGUGGAAGCGGCCACAAAGAGUAACAAAGACCCCAUAUAGAGUAGCUGUAAAGACAAGUCACACAGACCUUCAGGAUCAGAGGGAGGGAAAAAGGUUGAAAAAAGAAAGUAAAGCAUGAAGAGGAAAAGGGAACGGAGACAAAGCUUGGAUAUGGCGGCAAAGAAUUGGGAAAAGAAAAAGAGGUUUAAGAGGAAAAAGGCAAGCAGGAAAUCCAAGUCUCUGUGGGAGUCGAUUAAAGAGUGUAAAGAUCAAGAUGAAGUUCAAAGUCAAGCAUGGGCAAAGCAUAUUUGAAGAUGUGCGCGAUGCAGAAGAUGCUCUUCACAGUCUGGACAGGAAGUGGGUUUGUGGCCGGCAGAUUGAAAUCCAGUUUGCCCAGGGUGACCGGAAGACACCAAACCAGAUGAAAUCGAAGGAGAGGCGAUCUCCAGGCAGAUCGUCUCGAUACGAUGACUACGACAGAGACAGCCGGCGCAGACGUUCACGCAGCCGCAGCUACGACAGAUACAGAUCACGCAGCCCGUCUUACGAUCGCCAUCGCAGACGAUCAGAGAGUCCUCGAGACUCUCGUGGACGGGUGUAUGGGAGAGGAAGAAGCAGGAGCCGCGAGGAUGACAGAUACAGGCAGAGGCCUCGGAGAGAGUCCAGAGGGAGAUCUCGAUCGCGCUCCAAAUCUGCAUCUCCGCGAGAAAACGUCAACCCGGCGUCAACUUCCCAUUACACCGAGGAAGAAGUGCGACGGACACACUCCCCGUCCCGCUCCAGGUCCCGGUCCGCAUCAAGAUCACGCUCCCGUUCACGUUCUCGGUCCCGAUCCUGGGCCGGACGCAAGUCAGGAGGACGCUAGAAAAGUAUCUGCCCCCUUCCCUCCCCCACUCUUAUCUGUCAUUCUGUCAGAUGGACCGGAGUUGGUCAUUUGUCAAGGAAAGGUUUGUUUGUUUUGACAUGAAUGUAACGUCCACUGAAGCAUUUGUAGAAAGCUUGUUUUUUCUCGGCUCCAUUUUAAGAACAAUGCUGGUCCUUCGCUUGGUUUUAUAAAGAAUUGUUUUGGUAAGAUUUCCUGAUAGGAAUAUGAAACAGUCUGUGUUCAGUGGUAGUCGACCAGGAAUAAAUGUGUUUUUUAUAAACAUUUACUGAUAAUUUUGUUCUCUAAACCCUAUGCACCCAUUUUUGCAAAAAAAAAAGAGCUUUCAGUAUUUUAAAAGGAAAUCAGUCUGUCGAUGAAUCAAACCAGCGUUUCUGCGUGUUUUAUCACAUUUAUAAUAAAUCACAUACUUUUUACUUUACUGCUGACCUGUUUCCACAACUUCUCCCUUCUUCCAGCCACGUGUCCAUUUAUUUUUACUAUAUGAUUAUUAUUAUUUUAAUUUAUUUAAAUCUUAAAAUUUGCUUGAGAUAAUCUGUCAGUGAGCAUUAUUGAGAUAAUCAUCAGCUUAUGUUGUCAAAGUCCUAAUUAAAAAGUGCACUGCAUUACCCUGCAACAAUAACGUGACUGAGAGAAAUGACAGCAGACUUGACAUUCAAGUUUUAAGUCGCUCCAGUCGGUGGUUUUCAUACUUAGAAAAUGAAUCCGUGUCUGGAAGAGAAACAUUUACAACCUGUAACAGAUGAGGUCUGUGCUGGAAACGGGUCAGCAGUGGUGUAAAGUAUUUGAGUUUUAGCUAAAAUGCACAGAAACUCUGCCGUGGUCCUUAAAAGUGUUAGAAUAUUGUCGACCAGUGACCUUAACCACAAACUGUUUAAAAAUGUACAUUAAUCUGUUUUUAUUUUGUGAUGUUUUCUGUAAGAUUAUAAACCUUUUAAAGAGGUAUUUUAUUUUUGGAACAUUUAUCCGAAAUUUCAGUUCUGAGAGGAGGAACGAAAAAAAAAAAGUUUCUCACCAGUGUUUCCGAGACUGUUUGUUGAUGGUUUUUCAGGAUGAAUCUCGUCACUGCAUGUUUUAUUCUCCUAAUCUUCUAUCUUUAGUAGGAAGAAACUGUUAUUUUGAGUAAUAAAUGGUUAACAUUCA
Molecule: messenger RNA, 2254 nt
Organism: Dicentrarchus labrax (European seabass)
Lineage: Eukaryota; Metazoa; Chordata; Actinopteri; Moronidae
Product: serine/arginine-rich splicing factor 10
Exons: 6
Coding region: 503-1093 (196 amino acids)
Molecular function (GO): RNA binding
Source: RefSeq, a predicted model, not a curated record